AUGGGAUCUAAAGUUAUUAUGUAAAGCACAGAUUUAGUAUAUAAUCCUGAUAGCAAAUUAUUCCCAUUUUUCGUAAAUACCUUAGUAUUUCUUAAACUAAAUGGAAUUAAUCCAAAAAGAGAACGUUUUGGUUACGUAUUUACCUUAAGAGAAAGCUAAAAGCAUAUAAUAAGACUAUGUAAUUAGCUAUUAAGUGUAGUUUCAGUCGCUCAUGCAGUGAGUUUAGCAUGGUAUACUCUAGGUGUUUAUGAAAAUUAGAAUGGCUAUUCUACUUCUUGGCUUGAUAAAUACUAAUUUUCUGAUCUUAGCUACUUAGAAUAAUACAUCUAUUCGAUGUAUUGGUCAAUAACAACUAUGACUACUGUUGGAUAUGGCGAUAUAGCAGCUAGCAAUCAUGUGGAAGCGUUGUUUAUAAUAUUGUCUAUGAUAUUAUUUAGUUGUGUAUUUGCAUAUUCUAUAAAUAAUAUAGGUUUUAUUUUAUAGGAGAUUGAAAAAUCUUCAAAAGACUUGAAUGACAAUAUUAGUACAAUUUAAAGGUACCUUAACAGAAAAAAUGUAAACAUUUAACUUUAAAGCAGAGUUAGGCAUUAUCUUUCAUUUUUGGCUGAAGAACAGAAAGAUAGAGAUUAGCUAGCAGAGAACUAAAUAUUUUAAAUUUUAUCUAAUAAAUUAAGAAAUGAAAUUGUUAUUGAAAUAAACUCAAGGAUUUUAAAAAACUAUUCAAUUUUUAGUGCAAACUUUUCUACAUAGACCUUAAGGAAGUUAGUUUUUAUCAUGGAAGAAGUUCUUAUUUCUCCAAACGAAAUUAUAUUUGAGGAGGGAGAUAAUGAUGAUUAAUCUGUUUAUUUAAUAGAAAGUGGAAAUAUAGAGAUAUAUUAAGUAUCGCCUUCAAGUUAAAAUGGAUCAAAUUUAAAUCAAAACAAAACUCAUAUUCUAUAAUCAUUGAAUAAAGGCAGCAUUUUUGGUGAAAUUUCAUUUUUUUCUGGUCUUGCUAGAAAGGCAAGUGCAAGAAGUACAAAUUUAUCUACUCUUUAUAAGAUAAACAGAAAUCAAUUUAUUGAACUGAUAAAAGAAAACUCAGAAGAUUUUGAAAGAUUCAAAAUGAUGGAAGAAUAAGUUAAAUUCUAAUAAGACCUUUCUAUACUAUUUGUAGAGUGUUAUACAUGCAAAUCAAUAGGUCACAUAUCAAGCUAAUCAUCUUUUAAAACAGAUCUGUGCAUAUAUAGAGGUAGGCAAAAACCUAGAAGUUUAAUCCAUUGCUUUAUGUGUGUUACAACAUAUAAAUAUGUUAAAAUCUUAAGGAACAUUUCUUAGCAGAUCAGUGAGGAAGAAAAUGAAGAGAGCUCUGAAAAUGAAUAUAACAGCACAAGUAGUGAUUCUUCAUUAUCUUCGAACUAAGAUUAAAAUUCAAUGUUCUAGCAAUAAAAAGAAAAGAUUGUGGUUAAAAAGGAAAAAAGCAAUUCACAAUAAUAUGAACCGUAUAAAAGCUUAAAAAGCUUAAAGAAUUUUAAAUCAUUAAAAACUGUAUAGAGGAAAAGUAAACACAAAAAUAGAAAAAGUAAAAAAGAUGAAAGCUUAAAAUAAUUGAAUAUUUAAAAAGACAUUGAGAACUAACUCAUUUUAAGAGAUCUUUCACCAAAGCAAAAAACCUCAAAUGAAGAUUUUGAUAAAUUUAGUGAUAUAUCAAAGAGAGAAAGCAUUGAUAAAAGUGAUAAAAAGUAUGAAGAUUUAAAAGACUUUUUACACCAACGUUAACACAGCUAUGAAUAAAACGAUUAACUUUUAGAUCCUAACUCAAAUUUAAAUAAAUCAUAAAAUUCAAAAAAUUAAAAUAACUCUCAUUUAACUAUACCUUCUUAAAAGGAUUUAAUACCACCAACAAGUUAACUUGAUAUCACAAAUGAAACCUCUAAAAAAAAGUAUAAUCAAUAAAUCAACUUGAUUUAUGAGAAAUCUAUUAGCAACGAGGAGAGCAAUUCAAACUCUUUUAUUGAAGAUUAAGCUGCAACAAAGUAAGCCUAAAUUCCACAAUAAAAAUCUACAAAUAAAUUAAGAAAAGGUACUUUAAAACCAUAAAAAACUCAAAGAGAUAUUAGAACAUCAAUAGAUGUUUUAGUCUAAAAUACAAUUUAUAAUGCCUUUGUAGCUCAAAGUGCUGCACUCACAAAUACACAAAAUGAAUUAAAUAGGCUAGAAAGUACUUUAAGUAAGUUAGAAGAAAGAUUUUCAGUCUUUAACUUUCAAAAUUCCAAGUCAAUCAAAAGUGUAGAUUCUAAUAUAGUGACCCGCAGGAUUAGCUCAUAGUAAACCCCAUCUACUUUAUUUUAGAAAUAAACUAAUGAAUAUAGAUAAAGUUAAUUGGGAGUAAAUAAUCUUAAUAAUCCUAUUAAAAAGUUAAGUGUAUUUAAAGAUUCAUAAGAAAAGAAGCAAAAUUCAAAAAUGAGUAUUGAUGUUUAAGGGAUACCAACAUAGAAUGAAUUAAGGCAAGAUACUGUUUAAAACAUUAUGCUUGAAAAAAUUUAUAAAAUGCUUGACAAAUCCAAUAUAAAAGAUGUAUCAAACAGAGCAAGCUAUUAAUAAGAUGAAUACAGCUAACUAUAUUAAAGCGCUACAUAAAAUGUUCUCAACAAAUUCGAUAUGAUCAAGAAUUUCAAAAAGUUCUUUCCACACAAUAACUUCACAUAUAUUUUUAAUAAAUUCAAUUCAAAGAAAUUACUUUUUAAAAGUAAAAAAUCAAGAACUUAAUUUUAAGUUUAAAAAACCAGAAGAUAAAAUAUUAUCGUAUAGCUUAAAACUGCAAGGAAAUCUUUAUUUUGUAACGCAAUAAUACAAAAGCCUACGCCAUCAUAACUAGAUUACAAUAGCUACAAACCAACAUUUUUAUCAUAUGGAGUUUCUUAAAAGAGUGAAACAAUUUAUCCUAAAUUCCUAAUAAAAGAAGCAUUUUAUAUAUGA
This is a messenger RNA of Tetrahymena thermophila SB210, 2955 nucleotides long. Its product is annotated as cyclic nucleotide-binding domain protein. The record is from RefSeq and is a predicted model, not a curated record. Gene Ontology annotation, cellular component: membrane. Gene Ontology annotation, biological process: monoatomic ion transport; transmembrane transport. The transcript has 7 exons. NCBI's taxonomy places the organism in Eukaryota, Ciliophora, Oligohymenophorea, Hymenostomatida, Tetrahymenidae. Gene Ontology annotation, molecular function: monoatomic ion channel activity.